Pipistrellus nathusii (Nathusius's pipistrelle) is the source of this 273-nucleotide messenger RNA. The record is from the annotation of a GenBank genome assembly. Lineage: Eukaryota; Metazoa; Chordata; Mammalia; Chiroptera; Vespertilionidae.
AUGAAUCACAUGUCUCCCAGGUUGAGAGCUUUCCUCUCUGAACCCAUUGGAGAAAAGGAUGUAGUCUGUGUAGAUGGGAUCAGCCAUGAACUUGCAAUCAAUUUGGUCGCCAAAGGUUUCAACAAGGCCUACACCCUCCUGGGACAGUUUCUUCUGAUGCACAAGAACGAAAUGGAGUUUCAAAGGUGGCUCAUUUGUUGCUGUGGUGCCACGGAGUGUGAGGCCCAGGAGAGCACUAACUGCCUGAAGGAGUGGUGCUCCUGCUUCCUAUGA